CAGCAGUGCACUGAACCGGAGAAGAAAGUAUACGGUUUAACAAGCCCAACCCGGACGGCCCAUUCCAUAACCACCAACUUUUACCCAUUUUCUAUUACUAAUCCUACUCUGUUCAACAGAAGAAGAGUAGAUUCUGCGGAGGAUUCCCCAUUAUCAAAUCCCCAAAUAAUCGAUCCCACAAUUUCCAUUUCCAAAACCCUAGCACCUCAUUCUAUUUAUUUUCUGGACUAGUUUAUUAGUCUUCGAGCUUCUGCAGUGUUGAGAGUUAAAGCAAAAGAUUUGGUGUUUUUUAGUUUUGCAAGUUUAGUUUCUGAUCGUCAUUGUGUAAGGAGCAAAAUUCAAAAUACAGCGACCAGGAUCAGGGGGCGACUUGCCCCUAGUUGGUGAGUUCAACUCAUUCCCAGUAACGAGGAGGGUCAACUCCUUCCAAUCUGUUCCAAUGGAUGAUGAUAUGGAGGGCGGUAACUUGGGGCCUUACCAAGAAAGGGCAAGGGUAUUCCCUAACAUGCGGACUAGACCAUAUACGCCCUUGAUCUUUCGCCUCUUCAUGAGAAUAAAUAUUCGUGUUCUUUUUGUGCUUAUGCUCUUGGGACUUGGAGCUAUCUUUUAUAUUGGUGCGAGUACCUCGCCGAUCAUUGUAUUUGUCUUCUUGGUUUGCAUAAUCAGUUUUCUUCUGGCAAUAUAUCUUACUAAGUGGGUCCUUGCUAAGGAUGAGGGACCUCCUGAGAUGGCCGAGAUAUCAGAUGCUAUACGUGAUGGGGCCGAAGGUUUCUUUAGAACCCAGUAUGGAACUAUCUCAAAGAUGGCUGUGCUUCUAGGAUUGGUGAUCCUCAGCAUAUACCUGUUUCGCGGUAAAACGCCUCAGCAAGAAUCUUCUGGCCUAGGGAGGUCAAUGUCGGCAUUUAUUACUGUUGCUGCUUUUCUUCUUGGGGCCUUGUGUUCUGGCAUUGCUGGUUAUGUGGGGAUGUGGGUAUCUGUUCGUGCAAAUGUAAGAGUCUCAAGUGCUGCAAGGCGAUCAGCAAGGGAGGCAUUGCAGAUAGCUGUUCGUGCUGGUGGUUUCUCUGCCCUGGUAGUUGUUGGUAUGGCUGUCGUUGGUAUUGCUAUACUUUAUGCCACUUUUUAUGUUUUGUUGGGUGUAGAUUCACCAGGGGCAAUGAAGGUUACUGACUUGCCUCUUCUUCUUGUUGGAUAUGGUUUUGGAGCUUCAUUUGUUGCCCUUUUUGCUCAAUUGGGUGGUGGAAUAUAUACUAAAGCAGCUGAUGUUGGAGCUGAUCUUGUUGGAAAAGUAGAGCAGGGAAUUCCAGAAGAUGAUCCUCGUAAUCCUGCUGUCAUUGCAGAUUUGGUUGGAGACAAUGUUGGCGACUGUGCAGCUCGGGGUGCUGAUUUGUUUGAAAGUAUUGCUGCAGAAAUUAUCAGUGCAAUGAUAUUAGGUGGAACGAUGGCACAACGCUGCAAACUUGAAGAUCCGUCAGGCUUCAUUUUGUUCCCCCUAGUUGUUCACUCAUUUGAUCUGGUGAUAUCUUCUAUUGGAAUAUUUUCUAUUCGGAACACAUAUGACUCUGGUGUGCUUGGUGCUGUAGAGGAUCCAAUGUCGAUUCUGCAGAAAGGAUAUUCUGUGACAAUUGUUUUAGCUGUUCUGACAUUUGGUUUGUCUACUCGCUGGAUGCUAUACACUGAACAAGCACCUUCUGCUUGGUUGAACUUCGCUUUAUGCGGGUUGGUUGGGAUUAUGACAGCAUAUGUUUUUGUCUGGAUCACAAAGUAUUACACUGACUACAAGCAUGAGCCUGUACGCAUGUUAGCUCUUUCUAGCUCCACUGGGCAUGGAACUAAUAUAAUUGCUGGCGUCAGUUUGGGUCUGGAGUCGACAGCUCUUCCUGUCCUUGUGAUAAGCAUAGCAAUUGUUUCAGCUUACUGGCUGGGUCACACUUCCGGGUUGGUGGAUGAAUCUGGAAACCCAACUGGUGGGUUGUUUGGGACAGCCGUUGCAACUAUGGGAAUGCUCAGUACAGCAGCAUAUGUGCUUACCAUGGACAUGUUUGGUCCAAUAGCUGAUAAUGCAGGUGGGAUUGUUGAAAUGAGUCAGCAGCCUGAAAGUGUUCGAGAGAUCACCGAUGUUCUCGAUGCAGUUGGAAAUACUACAAAAGCUACGACCAAGGGAUUUGCCAUUGGAUCUGCAGCCCUUGCAUCGUUUCUUCUAUUUAGUGCUUAUAUGGAUGAGGUAGCUACAUUUGCACAUGUACCCUUUAAUCAGGUUGACAUCGCUAUCCCUGAAGUUUUUGUUGGUGGACUUCUGGGCUCCAUGCUUAUAUUUCUUUUUAGCGCAUGGGCUUGUUCUGCAGUGGGUCGAACUGCUCAGGAGGUUGUUAAGGAAGUAAGAAGACAGUUCAUUGAGAGGCCAGGCAUCAUGGAUUACAAGGAGAAACCAGAUUAUGGUCGAUGUGUAUCUAUCGUUGCAUCUGCUUCUUUGAGGGAGAUGAUAAAGCCUGGGGCAUUGGCCAUCAUAUCACCUAUUGUAGUUGGUUUGGUGUUUCGGGUGCUGGGAUAUUACACAGGGCAUCCACUACUUGGAGCCAAAGUGGUGGCUGCCAUGUUAAUGUUCGCCACUGUUUCUGGUAUUCUCAUGGCUCUUUUCCUGAACACUGCUGGAGGCGCCUGGGAUAAUGCGAAGAAGUACAUUGAAACGGGCGCUCUUGGUGGCAAAGGCAGUGACUCCCACAAAGCAGCAGUUACCGGUGACACGGUAGGAGAUCCAUUCAAAGACACUGCUGGACCAUCACUUCAUGUACUUAUCAAAAUGCUUGCAACAAUAACCCUUGUCAUGGCUCCUAUCUUUCUAUGAGAGAAUUUCAAGUCUUGCGAAAUAUACGACAUGAUUUGCUGAAACUUUUAUGUACACUUGCUGGUUUUGAUGUAAUUUGAGGGACCCUAACUAAAAAAAUGUUCAGUACUUACUAUUUUUCCCUAGCUUAAUUUGAAUAAGAUAUCUUUUUCAAGUGGGACAUGUUAGAA
Molecule: messenger RNA, 3012 nt
Organism: Olea europaea var. sylvestris
Lineage: Eukaryota; Viridiplantae; Streptophyta; Magnoliopsida; Lamiales; Oleaceae
Product: pyrophosphate-energized membrane proton pump 2-like
Exons: 15
Coding region: 440-2842 (800 amino acids)
Biological process (GO): proton transmembrane transport
Cellular component (GO): membrane
Molecular function (GO): diphosphate hydrolysis-driven proton transmembrane transporter activity; inorganic diphosphate phosphatase activity
Source: RefSeq, a predicted model, not a curated record